Messenger RNA from Neodiprion fabricii, 3509 nucleotides. RefSeq names its product protein fem-1 homolog CG6966. The record is from RefSeq and is a predicted model, not a curated record. Lineage: Eukaryota; Metazoa; Arthropoda; Insecta; Hymenoptera; Diprionidae. The coding region runs from base 708 to 2585 and encodes 625 amino acids. The transcript has 8 exons. Gene Ontology annotation, molecular function: protein binding.
CGAUGCUGGGAGCUGUUACCGCUGUUAGUAGUCGCUCAGUGCUUACGGCAAGUCGGAGUUGAAGCAGCGGUUUUUCCCGUACCCCGACCGCUUUGUCGCUCUCGAUGGUGUAAGACUUUCGGCGUGUUACAAACAAGAAAAGAGAAAAAUAAAACAGGCCUUGUACAAAUAGUAGAUAUUAAGAAGUGUCGGUUGUGAAGGAAAAUCAAGGUCGGACGGGGGGGGAUUUCGGAAUAUCGCGAGAAAGGCGCGCGUGUGUGUGUUAAGAAGAAAGGAAAACUAGAAGCAUAUAAAUUUAAAAAUCACAAGACGCUCGAGACGCAUCGCUAGCGCGUUUUCUACCUGCAACGUUGCGAUAGCGGGGAACCUUUUUCACCCGUAACGAUUCGAUUGCCGCGGGGUGUUUUACGUACCGCCUGUUGUUGUAACGACCGAAUCGCAGAAAGGCGAGGAGAGCUUUCGUCCCACGCUCAUUUAACCGGACCUCUGGUGUUUUACCCAGCUCCUUAGCCGGGCUGAGAGAGCGGUUGAAAAGAAAAUAACGGGGAUAGAGAGAGAGAGAGAGAAGAGGAAAAAAGGAGAAGCAACGAGAGGAAGACUCGCCGGCUGAGUCAUCGGGACAAAGAACAGCAUAAACCAGCUGAUAGAAGAAGAAAAGGGGUCGGUUGGUAGAGAGUGCGGCUGUCCGAGGAACGUAGCAUGAAAAUAUGGAUUUUAAAAGCCUGGUGUAUCACGCAGCGAGAGACGGAAAGCUCAAACGUCUGAAGGUCUUUUUGGAGCUCCGUGGUAAAGAUGAGGUAGGGCAGCUAGUUGGCGCCAAAACCCAUGGCGCCACUCCGCUGGUUAUGGCUUGCAGAAAUGGUCACUACGACGUCGCUGAGUACCUCAUUGAAAAGUGUGACGCAGACAUCGAGCAGCCUGGAUCAGUAGUAUUUGAUGGCGAGACAAUAGAAGGCGCACCGCCCUUGUGGUGCGCAGCUGCUGCAGGCCAUUCCGCAUUGGUAAAGUUACUCGUAAGAAGCGGCGCUCAAGUUAAUUCUACUACAAAAACUAAUUCCACCCCCCUAAGAGCCGCGUGCUUUGAUGGACACUAUGCCAUCGUUCAAUACCUGGUGCAGAAUGGCGCAGAUAUAGAAGUCGCGAACAGACAUGGUCACACGUGCCUAAUGAUCGCGUGCUACAAAGGGCACAUCAGAAUUGCCAAGUACCUUCUUGCCAUGAACGCUGACGCGAAUCGAAAAUCCGUCAAGGGGAAUACAGCGCUUCACGAUUGCGCUGAGAGCGGAUCUUUAGAAAUAUUGAAAAUGCUAGUGGAACACGGGGCUCGGAUGGAUGUGGAUUCGUACGGAAUGACACCUUUGCUCGCAGCGGCCGUUACAGGUCAUACACACAUAGUCGAGCAUCUGAUUGGAAUGCGACACCUGGUUGGCCGUAAGGAGAGAAUAGACGUUUUAGAACUACUCGGCGCUACCUAUGUCGAUAAAAAAAGGGACAUGAUCGGAGCGAUGGAACUUUGGAGAAGAGCGAUGGAGGAAAGGUACUCGGAAGUUCCGAUCAUGCCGAAGCCAGCACCACCACCUGCCGUAGCGGCGUACGAUUUUGCGCGUGAAAUAACUGACCCUGAAGCACUGGACGAACUGCUGGCUGAUCCAGAUGAAACGCGAAUGCAGGCAUUGGUAAUCAGGGAACGAAUAUUGGGUCCGGCUCAUCCAGACACCAGUUAUUACAUAAGAUACCGAGGUGCGAUCUACGCCGACGCUGGAAAGUUCGGACGUUGCAUAGAGCUUUGGAAUUACGCAUUAGAUAUGCAGCGGAGUAUCCUCGAACCAUUGAAUCCCAUGACCCAAAGCUCUCUCUUCAGUUUCACGGAGCUUUUUAGUUUCAUGAUAGGCGAGGAGGGCAGACCGACGAGCAGAGGUCGCAGAGUUCCUCCCGUAGAACGAAACGAACUUGUCAGAGUGUUCAAUAAAGCGGUUUUUGAAGUCAAACUGGGAAAACAGAUGUUGGAUAAAGUACCAGCGUGCGAGCGUGACCUGAGUUUUCUGAAUCGAGUUCUUGUCAUCACAUUACACCUGGCUUGUUUGCUAACCCACAAAACACCCCCACCAGAUACAGAAGCCCACAGAGAGCUGCACGAAGCUAUAUACGACUUGGUCAGAAUAAACGCAAAGGGUAAACAGGGCAGAGACGCCUUGCAGCUGGCAUGCAGCAGGGACGCGACGGUGAUCGCAAGGUACCGAGCUUGCGAAUUUCCAUCUCCACAUUUGGCAAAAGCCCUGAUAACGACAGGCGCCGAUGUUAUGGCUCGCGAUGCCGACGGAAAUACGGCGCUCCAUCUUGCCGCGUUGUCUCAUCCGUGCCCACCAGCGUUGGCGAAGACGUUACUUGACGCCGGUGCUCAUUUGGAUGCUGUGAAUGGUGAAGGAAAGACUUUCGAGAUGUUGUUGAAAGAUCAAACUAUUUACGAUGUUGUAGAACCGCUCAAGUACACAACACUCGCGUGUUUAGCGGCCAGAGUUAUAAGACGGACCCAUAAAAGUCCCGAAGUACCUAGACACUUACAGGCUUUUGUCGCGAUGCACUAACAAAUAGAAAUACCAUAGAAGUUGUCUCGUUAAAAUGUGCUAAAAACUGUUUACAACGAUCUGUUUCGAGAGACUAGAAUUGUACUGGGAAGAAAUCUACGAAUUAUUUGAUAGUGAUCCUAGGAAAAUGAAAACCAUAUAUUUUGGCUAAUCAAGAGUAAACAACAGUAGUUCAAAUAAUCAACAGUCCGUUAUCGCAGAAACGCGCAGUUAUUGUUCUGGGUGGUGUUAUCAGUCAGAUAUACAGCUGAUUACAUGUCAGUUAGCAGGUGUAACGUUCUACUCAACCAGACGAGACAAUUUCUCUGGUAUAAGCAUUGAGGCACUAUCGACUACUUGAUUCCUUACCCUGGGAGAUCGUAAUUGCAUAAAGAAAAGCAGAGGGCUGUACUGAGAAAUCCGUCGAAUAAAUACAAACUUUUUAGUAUGGUAAGCUUGGAAACUCGCAAUAUUUGCUUAUACAUGAAACCCUACACACGCCAUACUAUGAAUCUACAUUACUAUUGUCAUUAUUUGAAAAUAGGAUACAGAAACAAAAAAAUCAAAUUUAUAGUUGCUUGAUCGAAGUAUCACCUGUUUGAAGGUGUAUCGCGUGUGAAUAAAUAUAAUAAUGCAUUACUUAACAUGGUUUUAGUGGUAUUUCUGGCAUUGCUAUGACACGAUUAUACGUUAUUUGUAGAUCUGAAUGACACAUCAGUUUAUACAAUAUAUCGUUGGGUUAUAGAAUACAAAUUAAUAUUUACUAAAUAACCAAUAAGUCGGGCGAGAUGAUCGAAUAAUGUGCAACGGAACCUUCAGCCUUGCCCAACACGGUUACUUUCAUUUUCAAUUGUGAUAAAAUAAAAUAUAUAUAUACAUACUAUAAAUAUAAAAUAUUGUUUUUUAAUAUAAAGACUGUUUGAAAAUACAAACGUGUUAAGAGAA